This is a messenger RNA of Fragaria vesca subsp. vesca, 1610 nucleotides long. RefSeq lists its product as uncharacterized. Gene Ontology annotation, cellular component: transcription factor TFIID complex. The transcript is spliced from 2 exons. Gene Ontology annotation, molecular function: protein heterodimerization activity. NCBI's taxonomy places the organism in Eukaryota, Viridiplantae, Streptophyta, Magnoliopsida, Rosales, Rosaceae. The record is from RefSeq and is a predicted model, not a curated record. Bases 352 to 1491 code for a protein of 379 amino acids.
GUAACCAACAAUCAAAAUCACAGUCCCAAACCCCCAACCUUCCUUCUCUCUCGAUCCAGUGGUUUUUCUAGGGUUUAACCCCAACCCAAAAGCUUCAAUCUUUCCCUCUUCUUCACUUCCCUUUCACCUUCCCUCUUUCUCAAUUCGGACCCAAUUCGCUGCUUCGCGGACUACGGUGGUCUCUCCGAGCUCAGCUUCUACUCUCCAAUUGCAUCCCCUCAGAUCCCAACACCCCAGCUUCUCCGGUUGUAAGCAGAUGGAGUGUUGUGGGUGAAUAAUGUGGUUGUUUGGUGGUUUUCGGAGGCAAUGUUGUAUUGAAUGUAUGGUGUUGCGUGAUAUGAGGGGUUGAAUAUGAGCGAUGGAGGUGGGGAGAGUGCAAGAGAGCAUGAGCAAUCCAAUAGAAUCACACUGAGAAAACCGAGCUGCGGCGAUGACUUUGCGCGAGCUGUUUCCAAGAUUGCUGUAGCGCAGGUGUGCGAGGUUGUGGGGUACCAGAGUUUCCAGUUGUCUGCGCUUGAGACACUGUCGGAUGUUGCUGUUCAGUACAUUCGUAACGUUGGGAAGACGGCACAUUUGUAUGCAAAUUUGUCUGGGAGGACGGAUUGUAAUGUGUUUGAUAUCAUUCAAGGGUUGGAAGAUUUGAGCGCGGCUCAGGGGUUUGCAGGCGCUUCGGAUAUUAAUCAUUGUCUUGCAAGUUCGGGGACGAUAAAGGAGAUUUCUCAGUAUGUUGCUGAAGCCGAGCAUGUUCCAUUUGCCUACACUAUUCCUCGGUUCCCAGUUGUUAAGGACAGGAAGCUGACUCCGAGUUUUUGGCAAAGCGGGGAAGAGACUCCUGGAGAGCAUAUACCUACUUGGUUGCCUGCAUUUCCUGAACCACAUACUUAUUCCCGAUCAACAACAUGCAAUGAGGGAGCCACAGAGCCUGACAGUGCAUUGGUUGAGCAGGAAAAACAACAAAGAAAUGUAGAGCGGGCCAUGCUGAAUUUUCAUCAUAGGCUAGUAUGUAAUGGGAUGGAAGGACCCUCUCUUGACCCUGGGGAUGGUGUAAACGCGAAACAAGCAAGAGAAAGCAACCCUUUUCUUGCUACACCUCUGCAAUUUGGGGAGACAGAAGUAUCUCAGGUUACUCUUCCAGCUAAACUGUCAAUUGAGGCAACAGAGGAAACUCUUAAGGCUGAGAACCAUGCCAAGGAUAAAUGUUCUUCAGUGCUGGAGACCUUUGCCCCAGCCAUUGAAGCAAUCAAGAACAAGCCGUUUGAAGUAGAGGAGGAUCAAAAGACUCUUUUGAGCAGGAAACCCACUGUGCAAUUUAAGAUUGGGAUGUCAAAGAAGUCUUUGGGUACUAUGUUAUAUUCAGGGCCACAUAAGAAGGGUUUUGAGGAAGUGUAUCCCUGGUUUGGGAGAGAAAAUGAAAAGGAUGAAAAGAAAAGGAGGGCUGAAAAAAUACUCAAGAACUCCAUGGAAAACUCACAGGAGCUUGCUCAGUUGUAAACUAGAUUGUUCUUUACUGAAAAUUGUACACUUGUUUAGGAGACUGGUAGUGGAAGCUGGUUCACAUAGUGUUGUCUGCAUAUGAACACUAUAGAAUGGAUAUUACAAAGUUCUGGAGG